AUGAUUCGUUAUCGAUUCACAGAAGUCCCAUAUUGGACACCCCGCGUUUCCCCGUGCCAUGUAGCGGGAUUCCCUAUAGAGGAGCUCGAUGCGCAUCUGAACUUCCGCCGUGGGUGGACCCUCAGGUUCGUGGAGAACGUGGAAGAUAAGACGCAAGUACUACCGUUGAUGCGAGGCGCCAUGGAUCCUACAAUGCACACAAGGAAACGGAGGGUUUUUAUCGACCUCGGAGCCAAAACGUUUGACACAAGUGUCACCUGGUUUCUCCAAAUGUACCCCCUCGAUUUCACCGAGAUUCACGUGGUGGAAGCAAGAGCGGGCUUGUUCCGAAAGCCACCUGCAUCGAGGCCCAAGGUACUGGCAAAUGGUUUGGGCCUGAACUCUCGCCUGCGUCCGAGACACGAAGGGCCAGCAGACUUCCCACAAUGGUUGCUGCGACGCGUUCACCCCUACAGCUUCUAUGUCUCUUCCCAAGACAACCAAGAAAGGAACAUGGUGAACGUGACGAGGUGGUUUCUGGAAGACCUGCAGUUGAAGGAAGAAGACUCGGUCGUUGUGAAGAUGGACAUCGAGGGGCACGAGUGGGCGAUUCUGCAGCACUGGCUCUCUAAUCCCCGCAUGGCAGCAUUGUUGACGAGCUAUUUGUGGAAGUGCAUUAUCAUCAUCCGAGCAUGA
This is a messenger RNA of Closterium sp. Naga37s-1, 675 nucleotides long. The record is from the annotation of a GenBank genome assembly. NCBI's taxonomy places the organism in Eukaryota, Viridiplantae, Streptophyta, Zygnematophyceae, Desmidiales, Closteriaceae.